This is a messenger RNA of Pochonia chlamydosporia 170, 210 nucleotides long. RefSeq lists its product as hypothetical. Bases 1 to 210 code for a protein of 69 amino acids. The record is from RefSeq and is a predicted model, not a curated record. The transcript has a single exon. Lineage: Eukaryota; Fungi; Ascomycota; Sordariomycetes; Hypocreales; Clavicipitaceae.
AUGAUUGAUUCGUUGUUCCGGGAGCACAAGCGUCUCAUCAGCACUUGGAAAGCAGCGCACAAACGUUUCUUUGAUCGCACCUGUCUGGCUGUCCAUGCGCAGCAAAAAGGUAAAACAAUGCUGAACCGAAGAAGGAAUCGAGGAAUCAUUCCAAUAACUCAGAUACGGGCCGAUGACAUUAUUUCAGUAAAGCUUGCCUUGCCAUUAUAA